Molecule: messenger RNA, 2411 nt
Organism: Salvelinus namaycush (lake trout)
Lineage: Eukaryota; Metazoa; Chordata; Actinopteri; Salmoniformes; Salmonidae
Gene: tspan33b
Product: tetraspanin 33b
Exons: 8
Coding region: 173-985 (270 amino acids)
Cellular component (GO): membrane
Source: RefSeq, a predicted model, not a curated record
CAGAAGCUGAUUCGUAUGGUGGUCAAAUAUCUCUGGGGUUGGACUAGGCAUUUCUGUGUUUGUUUUUAUUUCAUUUAUUAACUUUUAUUUAACCGGGACGUGUCAUUGAGGUCAGAAGACCUCUUUUCCAAGGAAGAUAUUAAAGCAUUUUGGAGCAUAGAAAAUAACAAAAAUGGAUAGGAAAUUGAAUCUUAACCGAGCCGAGACUUUUUCCUUCAUCAACCCUUGGAUAAGGUACUUCCUGUUCUUUUUCAGCUUCUUGUUCUGGGUCUUCUCCUUGCUGAUUGUUGCUAUAGGGGUAUAUGCAAAGGUUCAAAAAGCAACAGACACGGUCAGAGACACGUUCCUGGUCGACCCAGCAGUCAUCCUGAUCGUGGUGGGCGUAGUCAUGUUCUUCAUCACCUUCUGCGGCUGCAUCGGAGCCCUGCGAGAAAACAUUCACCUUCUCAAGACGUUCUCCUUCAGUCUGACUCUGGUCUUCCUCACUCAGCUAGCCAUUGCUGUCCUGGGCUUCUUCUAUUCAGACCAGACACCAGACGCUCUGGGGAAGUUCGUGAAUAAAGCCAUCGUGCACUACAGGGAUGACCUGGAUCUGCAGAACCUCAUGGACUACAUUCAGAGAGAGUUCAAGUGCUGCGGCUGGAACAACUACACUGACUGGUCAUGGAACCUGUACUUCAACUGCACCCAGGGGAACCCCAGCUCUGAGCGCUGUGCUGUCCCUUACUCCUGCUGCACCCCCGUACCAGGAGAGGUUGUGAUCAACACCAUGUGUGGCUUUGGGGUCCAGACUCAGAACUACCUGGAGGCCACCAAGUCCAUCUAUCCAGUGGGUUGUGCAGACAGGGCGGUUCUGUGGAUUGAGUCCCACCUGCUAUUGGUGGGGGCUCUAGCUCUGGGUCUCUCCCUGCCUCAGAUUGCAGGCAUUGUGCUCUCCCAGAUCCUCAUCUCUCAGAUCCAGGAUGAGAUCAGCUCAGUGUUGUGAGAAGAGGAUGGCCCGACCGACACAGAAAAUAACAGAAUAACUAGGAGAGAACAGAGAGAAGAACUACUGGCCACUCCAGUUAACAAAGGACAUCCAUCUACGGUUUCAUUACACAGCCUUCGGAGCAUCUGGUUUAGUGGUGUGCUGUAUAGACCGUAUGGAAGUGUGUUAUUAUAUGCUGGACAGAGAUGACUAAAGGCUGACAUUGGAAGUGUUUAUGUAUACAUGAUUUUAAAUAUGACUUAUAUUGACAUGAGGAUAUUCUUUUGUGAAAAUUAUGUAUUAUUUAUUUCAAAGUGUGUUUGCUAAUAUAAUGUGCUAUUUGACAUACUGUAAAUGUUGUGUUACAGAACAUUCAAUUGAACAUAACAUUUUCACAAACGUUGAAGUUAUAGAAAACAUCAUUGGAUAUUGACGAUACAGAUGAUCAUUUCUAUUAGGUCCAUGAACCUGAAGAAUAAAGGCCACAUUCUUCAGCCACACAUCCAGUCAAUUUGGGGAGGGUACCUCUGCAGUAGCCCCUGGUCCAGACUCAGUGACAUCCAGCUUUAGGCCCUCUGUGCCCAGGCUACCCAGGCUAGGCAUGCAGGACACGGGCUCUCUGGAUCAGCCGGUCAGUGAGGGGAGAGUUGGGCUUAGCUGCCUCACGCUCCACCAACAGACAUCUCCAGGAGGACAGCACAACACAAGACAAAAAGGACAGUUCUAGAUUGAGUUCUUUAAGUAGAACAUCUAACUGGAGAACAAAAGGCACUCUGCAACGGUAAUCAGUAGAUACAGUAUACAGAUAAUUGUGUCUGUAUUGCACCCAGACACGCUUGCAUUUUACAGACUUCAGGGGUGUCAAUAAGGACAAGCUUAGCCAUGAGAACAUACUGAUGAAAUUCAACAGUCAAGAUUGCACUAUCGAGAUAUUGUUACUUCUACUCCCCUAACGAGGACGCACAGGGAGCAGAAGACCAGAGAAAAUAAAAUCGUACUGGACAGAGGACCAUUUUCUUAGUCAUGUGUAUUAUAUUGUACAGCGAAAUCAAUAGUGUAUUGAGCCAUUCACUUGAUUACGUUACACGUAUAAUAAAUGCACGUGUCAAGGAUCAAUGAAGGGUGAAUAGGAACUCUGUGUAUGAAAAGAUACUAUGAGAGAAAAGGGAAACAAAGUAUGACCGAGGUCUGUUGAGUAAGGUGAAUAGAGCGUCACUUGUAAACAUCAUGGAGAAGUGACCGGAUAAAGCGUAGCUGCUACCAGACGGCUCGAUCAACGAAGACAUCAGCACAACAGUGAGGCAGUAUUGGGCAACAGAUAGCAGUUGAGAAGUUACACCCCUAAUCUCAUCUUGACAUAUAAAUGGUUGUUUGAUCAUGUGCAAAGUGUGAUUGCAGCUGAGGCACCCAGUGGGUUGAAUAAAAUGGGUUAGAAUUUUUACUA